GUAUUUACGAAUGCACCGGAUUAUAUCGGUUGUUGUAGCAACCGCUUUAAAGCGCAAUAGCGUCGGUUUGCAUCUGUGGUGUGUUGAUGUAUUUAUAUAAAUAUAAGUUGAAGUAGCGAUAUGUUUGUUAAAAUCUAUUAGUCUACGUUCAGUGGCGAGCUGUAGUGAUGGUUUGCCUUUGAUAAAGUUACCUUAAGUAUCACACCUCAGCUAAAUGCUAAUGAGCCAACUAAGCCAAUCCUAACACUGGUUUAGCUAGGCACGUUUACAUACCGGUAAAUAACGUUGCAUUCGUUUGCCCAUCGUAUUUUAGUGUAAGUUACUGGUUGUUUUAUAGUUGCACCAUGUCGGCUGUCAGCAGUCUCGUCCCUGCACGCUUCCUGACUCUCACAGCUCACCUUGUCAUCGUUAUCACAAUCUUUUGGUCGAGGGAACACAACGUGAAGGCUUGCUUGCCUUUGGAUUUCACGCAAGAGCAGUAUGACGAUGAAGACAUGAAGUUGGUGGUGGGAUUGGCCGUCACCCUCGGUCUCUUUGCUGUAGAGUUGGCUGGGUUCUUCUCAGGAGUGUCCAUGUUCAACUGCAGCCAAGGUCUCCUGUCAACAGGAGCCCAUGCCAGUGCAUCAGUGGCUCUGCUUUUCUUUCUAUUUGAGCAGUGGGAGUGUGACAUCUACUGGUGGAUCCUUGCCAUUUGCAGUGUGCUACCUGCCUUCGUGGAGAUUUUUCUGUUUAUAGCUGUUUUUGGACUGAAGAAGAAGCCAUUAUGAAAGAAACUCCUGAAGCUACAAAUGAGUGUGGAUGUGGACAACUGCCUCGCUGUAUCAACAGACACUGUAGUUACAGAGGGUCUGUGAUUCAAUGAUAAUGUGCAGAGUAAUGAACUGAAAAACUGUGUUUUACUGAGUUAUGUGAAUACAGUGCACCAACAUACAUCAAAGGGAUAUACAGGCCACUUUCUGUCUGUCGUUUUAUAUUUUUAUACAUUUAGGUUUUCAUUAACCGUAAACAUUGAUGUGGUUUUAUGUUUGCAUUCUAUCUGUCAAAUUCCUAUGGAAGGUCUCGAAUGCUAUUAUAAUGCCAAAUACAUUUUGUAUAAAUUCUUUCUCAAGCUGUUGAUGGUCGCCAAUUAUUUUUGCUCUGAAACGAUUUGGCAUUUGUGUUUAUUUUUGCCUCUCUGGGACAUCUGUUUCACAGCAUGUAGAAAUACUGCUUUCUUCACCCAAAUUAGCAGGCCCUCAAAUGUAAUACCCUUUUAAGCAUUUGAAAAUGUUGAGCUUUUGGUUUAGUAAACAGCCUGAGCCUUUUUGUAAAUGUUGGAAAGCAUCACAUUAAUGAUUUUACAAUAUAUUCAUAAAAACGGGGUUACAACAAUGACGCAGAGUUUCUAUAUGAUGUUUCCCUACAGCAAAUGGGUAUCCUAUUAAAAAAAAAGCCACUAAAUAGCAGAACGAAACCUUUUUGAAGAUGCUAAUGGUAAUACACUAAUUUGCAGUACAGGCUUUCCUAUUUUAGCAGGAAUUCAUGGUUUAAUGUACGGUUCAAAUGUGUCAUUAAACAAAAUAAAG
This is a messenger RNA of Gymnodraco acuticeps, 1565 nucleotides long. RefSeq names its product transmembrane protein 107 like (gene tmem107l). NCBI's taxonomy places the organism in Eukaryota, Metazoa, Chordata, Actinopteri, Perciformes, Bathydraconidae. The coding region runs from base 345 to 767 and encodes 140 amino acids. Gene Ontology annotation, biological process: non-motile cilium assembly; protein localization to ciliary transition zone. The record is from RefSeq and is a predicted model, not a curated record. The transcript has 5 exons. Gene Ontology annotation, cellular component: MKS complex.